AUGGACUUGAGCAGCCUGGCAAAGCUGCAGACGGAGGGGGUGAAUCCCCAUACCGUCCAUAUCGACCGCAUGUCAACGCUGGAGAUGUGCACGGUUAUCAAUUCCGAGGACCAUAGAGUGGCAGAGAGCGUCGAGCCCUGCCUAACAGUAAUCGCUGGCGCAAUUGAUGCUUUGGCUUUGCGGGUGCGACGCGGCGGCCGAGUCGUAUACGUUGGAGCAGGCACCAGUGGCAGACUGGGCAUCCUUGAUGCAUCAGAAAUUCCGCCGACAUUUGCAGCAUCGCGUGACCAAUUCAUUGGCCUGAUUGCAGGUGGAGAUGCCGCCAUCCGCCAGGCCCAGGAGGGUGCGGAGGAUAAUGCACAGGAAGGCGAAAUCGAUAUGAAGAACCUCCAACUAAACCCCGAACUUGAUAGUAUCAUUGGCAUUGCAAGCUCUGGCCGGACCCCGUAUGUGCUGGGAUGCCUCGCUUUCGCGAAGCAGCUGGGAUGUUUGACCAUUGGAGUCGUUUGUGUAUCGCCCUCGGCACUAAGCCAGUCAGGCAACGCGGAUUACCUGAUUGCGCCUCUUCCGGGCCCAGAAGUGGUGACUGGGAGCACCAGACUGAAAUCCGGCACCGCAACCAAGUUAGUGUUGAACAUGCUGAGUACCGGAACUAUGAUUCGAACAGGGAAGACCUACGGGAACAUGAUGGUUGAUCUGGUGGCAUCAAAUCUCAAAUUGAAACAACGGUCCCGGAAUAUCCUACGUCGACUCAGCACCGAAUGCGCCGCCAUGUCCGACUCGGGGCUAGAUGCACUUCUUUCGCAGUGCCAGCACAGUGUCAAGCUUGCAAUCUUGGUUGCUGAAACUGGCCACUCCGUUGAUAAUUGCAAACAACACUUGGUCUCUGCCGGAGGUGUAUUAUCCAAUGCUCUGGAAGGGGCAUCGCAACCCGUGGCUCUUGAGCACACGCCCUCGCGAAAGUUCACCCUCUGUAUCGAUGGCGGGGGCACCAAGUGCGCUGCUGUGGUUACUGACGGAGCUAACAUUGCAAGCCAUGGGUAUUCUGGGCCUUGUAACCUAACUGAUGGUAUUGGCAACAUGGACGGAGUAAUGGCCACCUUGGUCGAGGCCACUAAGAGUGCCUUGAAGGCGCACUUACCAGAUCCUCUCUCAAAACUAACACAGGCCGAGUGGAAGCACCAUCUCCGCUCCUGUUUCAACUCCGCCUGGAUUGGCCUGGCUGGCUUGGACCGUGCUGGUGUAAAGGACGCCCUGGCUCCCAAGCUCGCUGAAAUAUUUGGCCUGGACCCCGCUACUAAAAGCUUCUGUUUAACAAAUGACGUGGACUUGUUGCCGGCAUCGAUCCCAGUGGACAAGAGCAUUCCGCCUGUCUCCACACUUGUUCUAAUCGCGGGCACUGGUAGCAUUUCCAUGCGGUAUAGCUGGACUGAAGAUCUGGGAUACCAUCGUGUCGCGCGCUCCGGCGGCUGGGGUCAUAUUCUGGGCGAUGAGGGGGGAGGAUACUCGAUCGGCUUGGCUGCGAUCAAACAGACGCUGGCCGUCCUUGAAGAGCAAACGCUGGGUCUUCGGCCAGGCUUGGGACAAUUCGAGCACGCAGUGGUCAAGAAGCUGGGGUGUGAGAAAGCCAAUGAUGGUAAUAUUAACCUUCUCAACGAUCUUCUUGCCCCUCAUGAGCCCCAGAUCGCCAAGGCUCGCAUUGCGGGUGUGGCGGAGGUGGUGCUGAACCUGGUUCCCUCUGAUCAAACGGCGCAAGACAUUGUGACCAAGCAGAUUGAAUACCUGGUGUCGAAGACCCUCGGUCGUUUGCUCGAUUCCCGCUCUACCGGAUAUACCGUGCCGGAGCAAACACAACUAGUCCUAGCUGGUGGAUUGAUCAAGAAUCAAGGAUAUCAGGAUUUAUUGAAAAGUCAACUUAGCCAGCAAGGAUUGGGUUUCCGAGGCAUUCAUGUCGUCGGCGACUCUGGGGGCCAAAUCUGA
Penicillium macrosclerotiorum is the source of this 1980-nucleotide messenger RNA. Its product is annotated as putative glucokinase regulator family protein. The transcript has 5 exons. Gene Ontology annotation, molecular function: carbon-oxygen lyase activity; carbohydrate binding; fructose-6-phosphate binding. Gene Ontology annotation, cellular component: cytosol; mitochondrion; nucleoplasm. The coding region runs from base 1 to 1980 and encodes 659 amino acids. Gene Ontology annotation, biological process: negative regulation of glucokinase activity; glucose homeostasis; response to fructose. Lineage: Eukaryota; Fungi; Ascomycota; Eurotiomycetes; Eurotiales; Aspergillaceae. The record is from RefSeq and is a predicted model, not a curated record.